Selaginella moellendorffii is the source of this 2037-nucleotide messenger RNA. Its product is annotated as mediator of RNA polymerase II transcription subunit 4-like. Lineage: Eukaryota; Viridiplantae; Streptophyta; Lycopodiopsida; Selaginellales; Selaginellaceae. The record is from RefSeq and is a predicted model, not a curated record. Gene Ontology annotation, biological process: regulation of transcription by RNA polymerase II. Gene Ontology annotation, cellular component: mediator complex; core mediator complex. The transcript is spliced from 4 exons. Bases 14 to 973 code for a protein of 319 amino acids. Gene Ontology annotation, molecular function: transcription coregulator activity.
GCAUCCCAGGGCCAUGGCAGAGGGAGGCGCGGUUCAGGCGCUUCCUCCUCACAGGCGCGCGCAGGUCUUGCUCCAGGACAUGGCGGGCCUCACAGUGCGCCUUCUCGAGCUAGCCGGCAGCAAAUCGUGGCAAGGCAGCCAUCUCAAGAGCCUCUUUCCCCCUUUCCUGGCCGGAGCUCCCGUGCCCGCCGAGGGCCUGGUCGCCAACAGCACCAAAGACGUCCUGGCGCUCCUCGACUCGCAUCAAUCGCUUCUGUCGGACGCGGUGUCGGAGAUUGCCGAGCUCCAGAGCCUGGAGCAGGAGAAGCAGCGCAUCGCGGAGGCGGUGGCGGCCAAGGACGCGGUGAUCCGGGAGUUUGCCAAGCGCGUCAGGGACGCCGAGCAGGUGCUGGAGCUCACGCUGGAGGAAUUCGAGGAGUACAGGCGGCCAUCCAAGGAGAGGAAGACACUGGACGCCGAGGUGGACGUGGCCGAGCUCGUCUCGUACGCUCAUAGGAUCAGCUACACGACGUUUGCUCCUCCCGAUUAUCUUCUCGGUCAGCCCGGAGUGCUGGCUCCGGCUCCUCAGGAGCAGCAAAUGCGAGCUUCGCAGCUCUACCACUUCAGCGACAUGGAUCUGGGCGUGUUGAAAGCUCCGGCAGCCGCACUGCCACCAGCGCCAUCGCUGCCGUCGCCAACGGUGGAAAAAUCACCACCGAAAGAAGCAGCUGCAGGAAAGCUCACGCCCUCUACUUCCACUCCGGUUACCCUUCCCGGACUGCCUCCCGGAAUGAAGCUCCCACCGAUGCCUCCCGGAUGGAAGCCCGGAGAUCCGGUUCCACUGCCGGAAGUGGCACCGCCAGCUCCAGCUCUAGCGGCACCGGCUCCAGGAGUAAUCCAGGUGCCGUUCGUGCAGCUGGAUCUAAACCCGGAGCUCGAGGACGACUAUGCCUCGGACUACAGCAACGAGGAGCAAAGCUCCGAGGAAGAGUGAGGAACCAAGAUAAAGAAAGUCUCAAGAAAUCCAUGUCCUACUAGGAAGGAAACCUCGAGUUUGCAAGUUAAAAUCGAAACCUUGGAGGAAACAAAUGCUCGAUUCAACUCCGGGGGUAAGAACAGUCUUUUCCAGUUACACCAGUUCUCCGACUUCUUACGAAGCACGGACCUCAUGAACGCGAAGAAAAAGCUCUUGGUUUUGCCAGAAGAGAAGAUCUACCGGAAGGGGAAUUGCUGCCUCAGCGGUCUAAGCCGCUCUAAAACAUCCGACAUGGUUGGCCACGGGAUUAUCGCCGCGAUCCUGCCGAGCUCCCGCGGCACCUUGCGUGAUCCGGCAGUAGCCUCAGCCGGGGAUCCACGAUGGGGAGGACAUGGUUGUUCCUCACCAGCGGGACAAGCCACCCGACGAGAUCGCCGGGUACUUUCCCAACGUCCUGGACUUGAUGAUCUCCGCCAGGAGCAGGGCAAAGCAGAAGAUGUCCACCUUGACGGCGAGGUAGCCAUCCUGGGGCCAGUCCGGGUCGAGCAUCCCCAUCGAUCCCAGCGAUCCCAGCGUGCAUCUGCGAAGGUUCCCGAGGAAAAGAAUAGCUUCGCCGAUUCAAGGACGUGAUCAUCAAGCGCGGUAACGACCCGCCGCUACCCCGCCCAGAUCGCCAUCGUUCAUCGGGCCUCGACCGACCGGCGGCGAUGGUGGCGGGGAGACCCUCCUCGUGCUGCAAAUGCCCGGCCGCGGCACCCUCUUCGACGUCCUCCACCGCGGCGACCCGGUGGCGCCGCCGCUGUGCCUGCCGCUGCGGAUCCACCUCGCCUUCGCCGCCGCCAAGUGCGUCAAGACGGGUCUCUGGCAUUACGUUGUCUCUUUUUUAUCACGGCUGGUGGAUGUCCUCAGCUUGGAUUUGGCACACAGUUUCAAAGCUUCCACCCGAGAUCGUCCAGUACUUCACUGAGUCCACGGAUUAGAUCUUCUAGUGCCGGAGUUUUGUACGUGCAACUGUUUCAUGUAAGUCUCCUUGCUGUAUUUGUAAUCUUUUGUUCCAGGAAAUUGGACAUAGAUUAGCUGCA